This is a messenger RNA of Pseudovirgaria hyperparasitica, 309 nucleotides long. RefSeq lists its product as uncharacterized. The record is from RefSeq and is a predicted model, not a curated record. NCBI's taxonomy places the organism in Eukaryota, Fungi, Ascomycota, Dothideomycetes, Acrospermales, Acrospermaceae. The coding region runs from base 1 to 309 and encodes 102 amino acids. The transcript has 2 exons.
AUGCCGACCCCAAUUUCAAAGGCGUUUGCCGAGAAGGCACCUAAGGUUCCACCGACCUUCGACGGCGUUGAUUACGACGAUACGAAUGCACUCAAGGCGGCUCAGGAUUCCGUCAUCCGCGAGCAAUGGGUUAAGGUCAUGAUGGGACGACUAGUACGGGAGGAGCUGGCGAAGUGCUACUACACAGAGGGAGUAAAUCAUCUCGAGAAGUGUGGAAAGCUAAGAGAACGAUACUUCGAGCUGUUGAAGGAGUCAAAGAUCAAGGGACAUCUGUUCGAGCAAAUGAAUUACGCCCCGAAGAAAGAUUAA